Messenger RNA from Diabrotica virgifera virgifera (western corn rootworm), 2557 nucleotides. RefSeq lists its product as uncharacterized. Bases 1323 to 2540 code for a protein of 405 amino acids. Gene Ontology annotation, molecular function: nucleic acid binding; zinc ion binding. The record is from RefSeq and is a predicted model, not a curated record. The transcript is spliced from 2 exons. Lineage: Eukaryota; Metazoa; Arthropoda; Insecta; Coleoptera; Chrysomelidae.
GAUGAGUUACUACUAUCGUUACUAAAAUGUUAUUCCGAUGGGAACUAGGUAUGCAACCAACUUUACAAGCACUCGUAUUAGAGGUUGCAGUUGAUAGACGAUAAAGUUGGUAAUAUCUGGUAGAUUAGAGUCUAGCAGUUGGCAAUGACGAUAUCCGGCAGGGGUGUAUGUCAUAUCGGCCAUAGCGGCUGGCACUUCACUUGAAUUUUCGUUCUUGUCCGAUCAAGAAGUCCUCCGGUGGCCAUUGUAAGAAUUUACCUUUUGGUUGAAAUAAGUUAUAAGAAGAUUAAUUUACGUUGGAGGAAGUUUUUAUUUUUUUGUUUGGGGUUGUGAAGAGUUUUUGGUUCCAAUAUUUUUUGAAGAAAACAAUGGCCACUGGAGGGAGACUAUAACAAAAUUUAAGUCACAUUUGGAUGCUUCAUUUAUUUAUGGAAUAAACCAUCAUUUUGGUAUUAUUUUGGGUUUGGAUUGGAAGAGUUUUGGAUGUUUUUUUUUUCGUUUCUGGAAUAGACACUGAGUUCUACCGACACUAGCAAGUACCUCCUCGUCAAUACUCUGUGUUGCUGUUCCUUACCUCCCGAGGAUUGGGAAGAUCGGAGGAUACGUACCUGGCUCUCUCAUCAUCAACCUCACCAGGAUUUUGGAGAAGCCACAGGCCUACUUUUGUAGAAACGCCAGGUUUUUAUAAUAAAAUUUGAAUUUUCAAUCCUUUUAAAUAAUAGUUUUCAAUUUUCAAUUUUUUUUCAAUAACUCAAAUACAUAACCUUAAUAAUAAUAUAAAUUCACCUUCUUAAACCCUAUUAUCUUUAUAAUAUUCAAUAAUUUUUUUUUGUCAACGAAUUUUAUAUUUCAUUUUCAUGAUUGUAUCAGGUAUUUAAAAUAAUACCUAUUUAUUUCCUACUCAAUAAUAUUUAUUCCAUUCACCAGAUAUUGUCAGGUUGUCACUUCCGAUCAGAUACGGGAUUGUCAGCCAAUCUUGUAUUCUACAGUAAUAAUUAGUUUGUACAUGCAUAUUUAGAUCAAAUCACUUCCUUAGUAGAAUAAAUUCAUUACAUAUUGUUAUAAAUCACCUAGCAUAGGUGUAAGUAGAUGGAGUAAGUCAGACUAAUAAGGAAUCUGACAGAUAUAUUUGUCAAUUUAGAAGUUUUGUCAUAAUAAUUGUUUUUGUCACGUUUGAAUUUUGGAGGACUUAUUUUUGUACUUUAGUUUAUUAGGAAUUUUAAUAAACUUGUUAAAACAGAGUAACAAUUCUCUUAAUCCCUGAACCCAUCUAGAAUUGCAACAAUUGGUGUCAGAAGUAAAGUGGGAUUAAGAGAAUUUAUAUGGUGAAAACAAGAAGCGAGACGAUGGAAGAAAUUAGAGACAUGAUUGCCGCCAUGGAAAAACGUCGGCAGGAAGAAAAAGAAAAUGAAGACAAACGUCGGCAGGAAGAAAAAGAAACAGAAAAUUUACGUCGUCUAGAAGACAGAGAGUUGCUCGUGACACUUAUCUCAAAAAUAGAGACUUCAAAAGUGAGUACAGAAGAUAUGAAAAAAGAAAUCGAAGAGACAAAAGAAUAUAUGAAAAAAGAAAUCGCAGAGACAAAAGAAGAUAUGAAAAAAGAAAUCGAAGAGACAAAAGAAGACAUGAUUAAAAAGAUUGAAGUAACAAGAGGCCUAGUAGAAAAAACGCACGAUGAGGUAACGAGAACUCUUGAGAAUAUCCGCCUAGAGGUUGAAAAGUCCCAGAAACUGAGAGUUGAAGGUAAACCAGAAGUGAUUUGUUCCCCUGUCAACGGAAUAAUUAAGCCUCCUACAUUUGACGGCGAGAUAUCCUGGCCAGUGUAUAGAAGACAAUUCGAAGCUGCUGCACAGAAUAAUGGAUGGACAAAUGAACAGAAGGCAACUGCUCUCAUAUUAGCACUUCGAGGUAAGGCUGUAGAAAUCCUCCAAAACAUUCCAGAGGACGCACAAAAGAAAUAUGAGACUGUCGUAUCGGCUCUAGAACUAAGAUACGGCAGCCAAUAUUUGAAGCAAGUAUACCAGAGCCAACUAAAAGUGCGUAUCCAAGGCUCCAACGAAUCUGUGCAAGAAUACGGAGCAGAAGUAGAAAAGAUGGCACGACUCGCUUGGCCCGAAGCCCCUGAAGAGUUUCUACACCAGUUUACCAUCCAAUGUUUCCUUGAUGGCCUGCGAGAUGUAGACCUCCAUCAAACAUUACGACUAGGAAGAGGACGCUACCAAAUAUUGAAGGACGCUAUUGUCGCAGCAUUGGAGUACGAAGCCGUGAAGAAUGUGUCCCGCCAUCAACGCAAAGUCCAUCAAAUAAGAGGUGUUGCUGAAGUGGAAGAAGGCGAUCUAAAUACGUUGUCCCAGGUGUUGGUCGCCCAAUUCGAGAAAUAUCUUGGCCCAAUAGCUGAAUCUUUGAAGCAAAAACGUCAGGGGCGCCCAAAGUGUUAUUUUUGUGGAUUGAUAGGCCACCUGCAACGUGAUUGCAGACAACGUACAAGAUCAGAGGACAGUAGGCAAGCUCCACAAUAUCAACGCAAUUCGGAAAACUAAAAGAAGUCAACGUCAAG